AUGAGUUCUCAUCAUCAUCACAACCCUCACAAUCACGACGCCAAACGAACCACACCACCAAGCAACCCCAUGUCGUCAACACCGCAUCAACAACGUCCAGGAAUACCAUCAAAUAUUCCUCCACCAAGACAACACGGAGGAGGAUAUUAUUACGGUUAUCAACCUUCUCCAAGUACUAGAGGUAGUAGUAGCAGUGGCGGUGGUGAUCAUCAUUAUCCACCUCCGAACCAUCAUGAUAAUUAUCAUCCUCACCACCAACAACAACCCUAUCAUCGUCCUUCUGCAUCGUAUGAAAACUCUUCAGAGACUUAUCAUAAACCGUAUGGUGGUACUAGUCGCCACUAUGAAAGAGGCUCUUCUUCACGAAAUUAUGAUCCAUCAUCGUCUCAUCAAAAAAAACGAAAUUAUGAUCAUUACACUCGACGAAAUAAUGAUGGCGGAGGUAAAAACAAUUCUAACAAGUAUAGAAAGAAUGAACCUCCUCCUCUUGAUUCUAAUACUAUCAAUUUAAAGGCUAACGAUAACAAGGUUCCUCUCCGAAAUGGAAUUCCAAUUUGGAAUUUUUCAAUUGAUCAUUCUCAAUGUGAUAUUAAAUCCAAUGGAGAGGAACAACGAAAACGAUUCUUUCAAAUCAAUGCCAAAGAAGGAACUUUAGAAAAUCCUGCUUUUGCAUCAUUUAUUGAAUAUCAUCGAUAUAAGAAAAUUGUUCAAUUGAGAUUAGCCUAUGAAAAUGAUGUGAAAGAAUUACUAUUUGAUUUAGAAGCACCAAAAGAAUCUUUGAAUCGAUGGUUAUUUGAACAGUUAUCAUCGGUGGAUUCAUCUCUUGUUGAUCCUUUGAUUUCAUUGAAUCAUGAAUCAUUGAAUACAAUUGAAGGUAGUAGCAGUGGCAGUACUAGUAGCAGCAGUAGCAGUAGCAGUAGCGAUACCACAUGUGAGUCAUCAUCAUCGAGUAGUGGUACCACUACUACUACUACUACAAGUAACAUCACUUCAAGUCAUGAUCGGUUUGUGCAUUCCAACCAUUCUCUUCUCAUUGAAAAACAAUCCACCUCAGAUUUUUUAUUGAAAAGACCUGAAUUUGCAUUAGAAAGUGAAGUGUUGAGAGCUGAAAUUUAUUCUGAAAUUCCAAGUCGUUUGAGAUGUCGAACCAUCAAUCAAGCACUCACUUCUCUUGAUCAUUAUUACAAGAAUGGAUGGGAAUGGCUUAAAAAAGUGAGAACCUUAAAUCAACCUCAACUAUGUGAACAAAUUGAACAACAAUUGAAACAAUUAAGAGAUUGGAUGAAUCACAGUAAUACUCAAAGGCAAUUAUCUGUGUUAGAAGAAAAACAAAAAGAAUUAACCAAAAAUUGUAGUAUUUUAUUUAAACAAAUUUUGAAGGAUCGAGUGGAUGAAGUGUGUCGAAGACUUGUGGAUCAUUCCAAGAAAAUUGCAGAAUCAUUGAGUACAGAACGAUUGAAAGAAUCAUUUACUCAACAAUCCAUGGAUGUUCAAUUGGAAUUUCAUGAACAAGAAUUACUUUGUAAAGUAACUUUGUAUUCUAGUGAUAGUAGUAGUGGUAGUAGUAGCGGUAGUAAUAAUAUCCAUAUUGGUAAUAGUCCUACCCAUAUUGGUAAUAGUCAUAACAACAACAAGAACAAUGGUAACAACAACAAUAGAGAUCUCAACAACAACACCAACAAUGGAAAUGAUGAAAAAUCAUCACUCUCUCUUCAACCCAUUGAUACAUUUAAAUUGAAUUUAAUUCACUAUAACAAAUUGAGAUUACUCUACAAGAAAUGCAACACUGAGAGAGAUCCAGAAAUGAAAGAAUUUCAAUAUAGACUCUAUACUCUCAUUCGAAGAUAUCAAACAUUCUUUGGAGAUUCAUCCAGUGAAGAAGGAGCUAAUUUUCAUGCAGCUCUUCCUGAGAAGGGAUUUGAUUUUUUGACAAGAGAAUUUCAAGUGUGUCAUGAAUGUUUUGCAUCACCUAUUAAUUGUUAUUUUAAUUCAUUCUGUAGUGCAUUUCCAGAUACAGAUGUUUAUUUUGGAUCGAGAGGAUCGUUCUUUGAAUUUAGACCAACACGAGGAUUCUUUGAAUGUGGACCACCCUAUACAUUGGAAGUCAUGAAUAAGACUGCUAGGUAUUGUCUCGAGUUAUUGAAAUCAUCCAAUGAACCAUUAGCAUUUGCUGUUUUUGUGCCGGAAUGGACAGAUACUGAAUAUGGUAAAAUUUUACACCCGGAUCAUACUCCAUUUUGUACGGGACAUUUAUUGGCUGAACAAGGAAAACACGAAUAUGUGAUUGGAAUGCAACAUUUUAAAGAGAAUGAUCAACGAUAUUGGACUCUUCCUUUUCCCACUCAUGUUUAUUUUCUUCAAAACGAAGAAGGAAAGAAAAAGUGGCCAAUCACACCACAACUGAUUGAGAGGUAUAAAAAGGUGAUGGAAAUGAAUACCACGAAUGAAACGAGUGGUAGUAGUAGUAACAAGUAG
This is a messenger RNA of Naegleria lovaniensis, 2475 nucleotides long. RefSeq lists its product as uncharacterized. Lineage: Eukaryota; Heterolobosea; Eutetramitea; Acrasida; Naegleriidae. The coding region runs from base 1 to 2475 and encodes 824 amino acids. The record is from RefSeq and is a predicted model, not a curated record. The transcript has a single exon. Gene Ontology annotation, molecular function: mRNA (2'-O-methyladenosine-N6-)-methyltransferase activity; RNA polymerase II C-terminal domain binding.